UGUUCUCUAUUUUCACUUGUGAUUUCCACACAAACGUGUCGAGCUUAACCUCUUGGAUUAUAAAUACACAAGCGAGGUGCAAAACGGGAUAUUUGCUUCGUAUUUUUCCGACAAACGUUCAUGUGGAAUUGGACGUACUGCUUUGGGAUCAUGCAUUUUAUCAACGGUGAACGCACAGUACGGGCCUUCAUCCUUGUUUCUUUCCUUCAGACGACAGUUGACCAGGUCCGCUACUCCGUCCCAGAGGAAAUGCGAAAAGGCUCUUUUGUUGGAAAUGUAGCCGAGGACUUAGGUGUCGACGCUAAAAGACUGAAGACAGGCGGAGCCCGGAUUGUUGGCAGUGACAGCAGCGAGUAUAUAAGGCUAGAUGUAGACAAAGGCAUUCUGGUUGUGGGAGAAAGAAUCGACAGAGAGCAGCUCUGCGGACAGACAUCGCCAUGUAGCUUGAAUUUUGAAAUGAUUAUGACCAGUCCAAUGGAGUUACAUAGCGUGGUAGUGGAAGUGCUAGAUGUUAACGAUAAUACGCCUGUGUUUAAUGAGAAGGAAAUGCAUGUAGAGAUCGUAGAGGCAGCUUUGCCAGGAACCGAAAUUUUGCAAGUCAGUGCAACAGACCCUGAUGUCGGCAUCAACGCUUUGCAAGGUUAUACAUUACACCCUACAACCCAUUUUAAUAUUAAAGUUCUCUCCAGCCCAAACGGCCACAAGUAUGCACAACUGUAUCUGUCCGGUGCUUUGGAUAGAGAAAAGGAAGAAAAGCUGCUUCUCACGCUCACUGCUGUCGAUGGGGGUGAACCACAGCGAUCAGGUACGCUAAAAGUGCAUGUCACUGUCCGGGACACAAACGAUAAUGCCCCCGUUUUUACGCAGCCAAUUUUCAAGGUUUCUGUUAAAGAAAAUGUUCCAAAAGGAACAACAGUGGUCAGAAUAAUUGCAACAGACGCAGAUGAAGGGAUAUACGGUCGUGUUACGUACCACCUAAACCGCAUGUCCAGUAAUGUUGCUCAGCUUUUCCAUCUAGAUGAAAAUAGCGGCGAUUUGACAGUGUACGGUGUGAUUGAUUAUGAAGAAAACAAAAUAUUUGAGAUUAGUGUCCUGGCAAGAGAUCAAGGUGGACAAAGCACGUCCACAAACGUAAUAAUUGAUGUAGUUGAUGUGAAUGACAAUGCACCUUUAAUAACAUUAACCUCUUUUUCUAAUACCAUUGCUGAAGAUUCUCCAAGUGGAACCACUGUAGCUAUCAUCAACGUUAAAGAUCUCGAUUCAGGCAAAAACGGUAAAAUAAACCUCUUAAUUAAUCCUGAUAUCCCGUUUGAGGUCCAUUCAUCUCUAAAAAAUUAUCACACUCUUGUCACAAAGGGUGUCCUUGACAGGGAGCGUAACCCUAAUUAUAACAUCACUUUCACGGCUGUGGAUGAAGGUAAUCCUCCACUUUCAACAAACAAGACCAUAACUCUUAAGGUUUCUGAUGUCAAUGAUAAUGCCCCUGUGUUCGAACAGAGUUUCUAUGAGGCUAAUAUCAUGGAGAAUAAUUCCCCUGGAUUAUCUGUGUUUUCCGUGAAAGCGCGUGAUGCUGACUCAGGACAGAAUGCACGAGUCGCUUACCUGCUUGUUGAUUUUCAGUUAAAUGGUCAGCCCAUAUCCACUUAUAUUUCUGUGAAUGCAGAAAGUGGUGCUGUACAGGCAGUUCGAUCAUUUGAUUACGAGCAAAUUAAAACUUUAAUUAUUUAUAUGAGAGGACAAGACGGAGGUUCCCCACCUUUAAGCAGCAAUACUACAGUAAAACUAAAUAUUCUAGAUCAGAACGAUAACCCUCCUCAGGUUCUGUAUCCAGUCCAGACUGGUGGCUCUGUGGUGGCUGAAAUGGUUCCUCGUUCAGCAGAUGUGGGUUAUCUGGUCACUAAAGUGGUGGCUGUUGAUGUGGACUCUGGACAGAAUGCCUGGCUCUCCUAUAAACUCCAGAAAUCCACAGACAGGGCGCUGUUUGAAGUGGGAUUACAGAAUGGAGAAAUAAGAACUAUCCGCCAAGUGACUGAUAAAGAUGCUGUCAAACAAAGACUGACUGUUAUCGUGGAGGACAACGGACAGCCCUCUCGUUCAGCUACAGUCAUUGUUAACGUUGCGGUGGCGGACAGCUUCCCUGAAGUGUUGUCGGAAUUCACUGACUUCACACACGACAAGGAGUACAGUGACAACCUGACUUUUUACUUGGUGUUGGCUCUGGCUGUAGUUUCCUUCCUCUUCAUCACGUGUUUAGUGGUCAUUAUAUCAGUGAAAAUCUACAGAUGGAGACAGUCUCGCAUCCUGUACCACUCCAACCUUCCUGUGAUUCCAUAUUAUCCUCCACGUUACUCAGACACUAUGGGAACAGGAACUCUUCCACAUGUGUACAAUUACGAGGUGUGCAGGACUACUGACUCCAGAAAGAGUGACUUUAAGUUCGGCGGAGCUGGUAGUCAGAACGUGUUGAUAAUGGACCCCAGUUCUACAGGAACGAUGCAGCGGAUACAGAAUGAGAAGAGCAUCUUGGAUGAACCAGAUUCUCCUUUAGAGACGACAGUUGGCCAGGUCCGCUACUCCGUCCCAGAGGAAAUGAGAAAAGGCUCUUUUGUUGGAAAUGUAGCCGAGGACUUAGGUGUCGACGCUAAAAGACUGAAGACAGGCGGAGCCCGGAUUGUUGGCAGUGACAGCAGCGAGUAUAUAAGGCUAGAUGUAGACAAAGGCAUUCUGGUUGUGGGAGAAAGAAUCGACAGAGAGCAGCUCUGCGGACAGACAUCGCCAUGUAGCUUGAAUUUUGAAAUGAUUAUGACCAGUCCAAUGGAGUUACAUAGCGUGGUAGUGGAAGUGUUAGAUGUUAACGAUAAUACGCCUGUGUUUAAUGAGAAGGAAAUGCAUGUAGAGAUCUUAGAGUCAGCUCUUCCAGGAACCGAAAUCCUGCAAGUCAGUGCAACAGACCCUGAUGUCGGCAUCAACGCUUUGCAAGAGAAAAGGAAGAAAAGCUGCUUCUCACGCUCACUGCUGUCGAUGGGGGUGAACCACAGCGAUCAGACUGGUGGCUCUGUGGUGGCUGAAAUGGUUCCUCGUUCAGCAGAUGUGGGUUAUCUGGUCACUAAAGUGGUGGCUGUUGAUGUGGACUCUGGACAGAAUGCCUGGCUCUCCUAUAAACUACAGAAAUCCACAGACAGGGCGCUGUUUGAAGUGGAAUUACAGAAUGGAGAAAUAAGAACUAUCCGCCAAGUGACUGAUAAAGAUGCUGUCAAACAAAGACUGACUGUUAUCGUGGAGGACAACGGACAGCCCUCUCGUUCAGCUACAGUCAUUAUUAACGUGGCGCUGGCGGACAGCUUCCCUGAAGUGCUGUCGGAGUUCACUGACUUUACGCAUGGCAAGGAGUACAAUGACAACCUGACUUUUUACUUGGUGUUGGCUCUGGCUGUAGUUUCCUUUCUCUUCAUCACGUGUUUAGUUGUUAUUAUAUCAGUAAAAAUCUACAGAUGGAGACAGUCUCGCAUCCUGUACCACUCCAACCUCCCUGUGAUUCCAUAUUAUCCUCCACGUUACUCAGACACUAUGGGAACAGGAACUCUUCCACAUGUGUACAAUUAUGAGGUGUGCAGGACUACUGACUCCAGAAAGAGUGACUUUAAUUUCGUCGGAGAUGGAAGUCAGAAGGUGCUGAUAAUGGACCCCAGUUGUACAGGAACGAUGCAGCGGAUUCAGAAUGACACGAGCAUUUUGGAUGAACCAGACUCACCUCUGGAGGAUCAGAACGAUAACCCUCCUCAGGUUCUGUACCCAGUCCAGACUGGUGGCUCUGUGGUGGCUGAAAUGGUUCCUCGUUCAGCAGAUGUGGGUUAUCUGGUUACUAAAGUGGUGGCUGUUGAUGUGGACUCUGGACAGAAUGCCUGGCUCUCCUAUAAACUCCAGAAAUCCACAGACAGGGCGCUGUUUGAAGUGGGAUUACAGAAUGGAGAAAUAAGAACUAUCCGCCAAGUUACUGAUAAAGAUGCUGUCAAACAAAGACUGACUGUUAUCGUGGAGGACAACGGACAGCCUUCUCGUUCAGCUACAGUCAUUGUUAACGUGGCGGUGGCGGACAGCUUUCCCGAAGUGCUGUCGGAGUUCACCGACUUCACGCAUGACAAGGAGUACAAUGACAACCUGACUUUUUACUUGGUGUUGGCUCUGGCUGUAGUUUCCUUCCUCUUCAUCACGUGUUUAGUUGUUAUUAUAUCAGUAAAAAUCUACAGAUGGAGACAAUCUCGCAUCCUGUAUCACUCCAACCUCCCUGUGAUUCCAUAUUAUCCUCCACGUUACUCAGACACUUUGGGAACAGGAACUCUUCCACACGUGUACAAUUACGAGGUGUGCAGGACUACUGACUCCAGAAAGAGUGACUAUAAGUUCGGCGGAGAUGGAAGUCAGAACGUGCUGAUAAUGGACCCCAGUUCUACAGGAACGAUGCAGAGGAUUCAGAAUGAGAAGAGCAUCCUGGAUGAACCAGACUCACCUCUAGAGGUUCGUCAGUUCCUGUCUGCCCCCUUUUUUUUCAUCUGA
Molecule: messenger RNA, 4554 nt
Organism: Melanotaenia boesemani (Boeseman's rainbowfish)
Lineage: Eukaryota; Metazoa; Chordata; Actinopteri; Atheriniformes; Melanotaeniidae
Product: protocadherin beta-3-like
Exons: 5
Coding region: 121-4554 (1477 amino acids)
Biological process (GO): homophilic cell-cell adhesion
Cellular component (GO): plasma membrane
Molecular function (GO): calcium ion binding
Source: RefSeq, a predicted model, not a curated record